Molecule: messenger RNA, 2424 nt
Organism: Dimorphilus gyrociliatus
Lineage: Eukaryota; Metazoa; Annelida; Polychaeta; Dinophilidae
Source: the annotation of a GenBank genome assembly
AUCACUCGGUGUUGAGUCGUCAUUUGGGUGAAAAGUAUUACCUUGUACUUACUGGUCUUCAAAAAUGUUCUUCAAACUCGAGAAACAACUCUUACUUUUACUAUUUUCUUCAUUAAUUACUCUGAACAAACCAGAAAAUUUUGAAAGAACAAAGAGAGCUACUCAUUCGGCAGAUGAUAUUGCCAAAAUUGUAGCUAAGCAUAACAGUUUAAGAAGUAGUGAAGGAGCUGGCGAUAUGGAAAUUAUGAAAUAUUCCAACUACCUGGCAACCAUGGCUGAGGAUUGGGCAGAUCAAUGUGUUUGGGAUCAUGGACAACCAGAUAGAACAGAUAAACCUUGGGACAGUAUUGGACAAAAUCUUUUUCUAACAAGCGCAUCCUCAUUAGAUGUUGAAUCGGCAAUUAGCGCAUGGUAUGAUGAAAAACCUGACUACGACUAUGAUACAUUAUCUUGUUCUACCGGUAAAGUUUGCGGUCAUUAUACACAAGUUGUGUGGGCUAAGAGUAAUAAUGUUGGAUGCGGUUAUAAACUCUGUACAACAGUAUAUACAAAUAAAUCCAAAACUGUAGAACAAGGGACAGACGCUUUCAUUUUUGUUUGUAAUUAUGGACCAGCUGGAAACUAUGUUAAUGUGAAACCUUUUAAAAAAGGAAAUCCUUGUACACUUUGCGAAGGUGGAAAAAUGUAUUGUGAUAAAGAAUACGAUAAACUUUGUCGAGAUUGUCCUGCUGAAUCAAUAGCUGAUUGCCCAUGUAAGGUGGCGUGCCAGAAUGGUGGAGUAGAGAAUGCUACCGAAUGUACCUGUGCUUGUCCUAGUCAGUACUACGGAGCUGAUUGCUCACUUGAGUGUAAAGACAAUCAUGAUCAAUGUGGAAAAGGUUGGCCAAAAUCUCAUUGUUCCGAUCCCAGCAAAGGAGCUUACGAUUACUUGAAACAGUUUUGCCCUAAGACGUGUGAAAUUUGCACGGUUGGUCCUCCUGCUCCAGUUCCAGUUCCAGUUCCAGUUCCAGUUCCAGCUCCAGUUCCAGUUCCAGCUCCAGUUCCAGUUCCAGCUCCAGUUCCAGUUCCAGUUCCAGCUCCAGUUCCAGUUCCAGCUCCAGUUCCAGUUCCAGCUCCAGUCCCAGUUCCGUCUCCAGUUCCAACUCCAGUCCCAGUUCCGUCCCCAGUACCUUCUCCUGUACCUUCCCCAGUGCCUUCUCCAGUUCCCUCACCCGUACCAGCACCAGUCCCAGUUCCUUCUCCAGUCCCAUCCACAACACGGGGGCCAACACCUAACCCAAAUAAUCCUGCACCACCAGCGGACUGUGUAACAAAGAAUUUACAAUGCCAAAACGGCGGCUAUGCUAUUAAAUCGGGCUCACAAUGUAUCUGCAAAUGUCCCGAAGAUUAUUUUGGAAGUGACUGUGAACGCGUUAAAAAGCAACUCAGUUUUGGUGUCAACUUAUACCUUUCCGUUUCUCCCUCUCAAUGGGAUAGUCUGUGGCCAUUGAUUAGAAAAUACGUUACUAAUUCAAUAAACGAUAUCUGUAACAGUAAAGAAUACUUUUCACAAUGUUGUUCAACAGACACAGAGAGAAAAGACAUAGCGCAUUAUAUUUACAUUCAAAGAGCAGAAUUAAAAGCAGCCGACGGCUAUCCAAUAUCUCACAAAGGAGAUAGAUCAUUAGCUGUUAUCUAUGCAAAUCCAAACGCCGAUAAUGAUCUAUGCAAACGAGCAAUUACUGCAAGGGCUCUACCUUCCAACUUUAUGAGUCAAGAUCUUUUGGAAACUGCUGUCAUGAAAAACAAAGAUGCUUUAAACCAAGUUCUUGGUUCUUGCUGUAAUGCUAGAAUAGAAGAAAUUAGUAGAGCAGAUCCAAAUCAGCAUUUGGGAGGAGGAGUUAGCGGUCUAAGAACCUUAAUGGUACCAAUCAUAAUUGGUGUGUUAACAGUUCUACUCUUCUAAAGUAGAAUAGCUCACGUAACUGUUCUAUAAUCAGUGAUACUCUUCGUUAAACGCCGUGAAAAGUUCAUAAAACUCGUGACUGUGUAUAAUAAAUAAGAAACUUUUACUUUUAUUUCAUUACACAGAACGACAAGAAUCGAAUUUUUUUCGGCAAUCCUUUAGAAUUUUUCUUGUUAUAUCUUUCCUUAUAAUUCCUAUAGGUUUGGUUUCUAUUACUGAUCUUAAGCACUUUACAAAAGUUUCAUAUUUCCCGACAAAAAGUCAAACUGACUACUUGAUUGAAAGUUUUACUUGACAAAUUAUAUUUUCUCCUGAAUUCAGUAUUUCUUAUUUUAUGCUAUAAUACAUCAAACUUAAUUAGCAAACAAGAAUUUUGGUUUCAUUUAAACAUUCGAUCAAUAGAUGGCGUAAAAGUGGUAUUUUUUAUACUUCUUUUCUCUUUUUUUCUUCUGCCCCUUCAUUUUUUUUUGUCAUUCUAU